This is a messenger RNA of Abrus precatorius (Indian licorice), 3395 nucleotides long. Its product is annotated as transcription repressor OFP4-like. The transcript has a single exon. Gene Ontology annotation, molecular function: DNA binding. Bases 1749 to 2885 code for a protein of 378 amino acids. Gene Ontology annotation, biological process: negative regulation of DNA-templated transcription. Lineage: Eukaryota; Viridiplantae; Streptophyta; Magnoliopsida; Fabales; Fabaceae. The record is from RefSeq and is a predicted model, not a curated record.
UUGAUUCCAUCCAUUCGAAGAUUCUAUUUGUACUUUUUUUGCAGCAGAAAUUAAUUAAUAACUAGAAUUGUACUAUAAGUUUAUCAUUUCUUUUUGGGUUUUUUGUCAAAAUGAUUUUUGGGUCAGUAAUUGUUAUCUAAACAGAUUGGGCUGGGUUCUCAAGCUUGGAAUGUAGCACAUAUAGGCCUGAAAGAGGAUAGUCAGACCAUAUGCCCAUGACCAAUAAUAGUAGCUGGACACGACAUGAUGCUUCUAAUUUCAUUAUAAAAACCACAAAAGGAAAAGGAAACGAAUCUAAUGCUUUGAGAGAUGGUUAAGGCAGCACUAUUCAUGUGGGGAACUGAGGAUAAAAAGGCAAAAAGUGCCAUCAUUCCUAAAGCCAAGAAUUAGGGAAUAAAUGAAUAUGGGCCUCAUCAAUUUGCUGAAUUCAUGAUUACUUAUUCAAGGUCAAAUAUACACACUACUAGACAGAGCGUGGAGAACCAACUCAUGAGUUUCAAUCCUUCAAUUGCCAGCAAAACUAUUUGUACUCACAGCAUUCCAGACAAAACAAAGAAAAAAUGCGUAAGCAAGGAAUGAAAUUAAGCAAUCUCAUUGCAUAGUCAUGACUUUUAGGCACUGUAGAUAUUUCAACCUCCCAAGUCCAACAUUAGUCCCAUAAUGAAAUGCCUAUGAUCCAUACGUGCCUUUAGCAUGCAACUUUUUAACAGAAUUAUACUAACAUAUUGUGUAUCUUGGAUGAUAAAAUCUAUGGUGGGACAAUUCAACCAAUGCUGCCUAUUAAAUCUAUGGUGCCAUUUUAUAAUGUCAAUAGAUAUUUUCUUUGUCAAAUUCAAAUUCAAUGAAUGAUCCAAAAAUUGUCACAUUAAUUAUUUGUAACACUUGCAAUCAUAGAUACCGCAUUAAAUUGUAAUUUGUAAUUUCUGUAUAUGAAAGAAUUAUUAAAACGUGGAGAAGCAAAAACAGAUUAAAGUAUUAGCCUUUAGCCAUUGUAAAAUCGAUUCGCUUCUAAACUCUCACUCACUCAAAACUCGAUAGUGUAUUUUAGAUUGAUAGAGGAAUGAAUUUAGUGACCUAAAACAAAUGAAAGUGCAAAUAUUUAUAGUACUAAUCAUCAUAGAGCCCAAUCCAAAAAAUUAGCCAUAAUAACCUCCAUAUAAAAAUCAAAUGCUGUUAAUAGGGAUAUAAAUCACAUUAUUCCUAUUUUUAUGUUUCUUAAAGAUAGUAACUAAAACUGAAAUGGAUUGCUAAUAUUAUAUAAAUAUAUACUGAUUUAGAAUACUUGAGGAUUCUGAAUUUCACAUUCCAUGUUGUGAUUAAUUUUUGCUAUGAUUUUUAGCCUCCGAAUAUAGUUUAUGCAUCUCUUUUUUUCAUGAUGACGAAUAGUGUUACGGAAUGUUUUUUGUACAACUCUAUCAUACUUGUCACUGUGGAAUUUGAUAACUAGAUGAGCGUGAAUAUAGAAAACUAAUAAUGUUGUAGUAGUAUAAACAGUAAGAGUUUUGUGCAUGUUUGCUGGUAAGCAAUGAUGAGAGAAAGUAAUUUGGUGGACAAACUUGGUCCCCUUGCUUUCAUGCUGGGACUUUUGGACCACCCAACUUUAUUUUUUCCUGUUAUAAACCAAGCUUUCUGGCUUUAUUCAUCUUCCAUUUCAGCAUAUAUGAAUUUGAACAAUUUUGAGGUAUCACAAUAACGAAACACGGAAACUGAGAGAGCAAAGAGUGUGUGUGUUUUGAGUCAUAUCUCUGAUGGGUAACAACAGGUUCAAAUUGUCAGAUAUGAUACCAAAUGCUUGGUUUUACAAGCUAAAAGAUAUGAGUAGAUCAAGGAAGAGAAAUGGUUCUAAUGUUAUGAAGAGCAAAGUAUCUUCACCAACAACAUCUCAAAUGUCGCUUCCAAGAUAUUCACACUAUUUCUCCACUGAACCAAUCAGAACUGGUAAGCUAUACAACACUCCCAUUCACACCAAAGAUUUGGAAAUUCCCUUCAUUGAUUCACCUAGAAGGUCAUCCAAAAGAAGGGCUAGGAGAAAAACCAUUUACAAGCCUUCUCCCACAGUUGUAUCCUCUUCUUUCAUAGCCACUUCAAGCUAUGAGUCCACAAAUAAUUGGACCAAGCCAUAUCAGAAUCAGUCACCAGACUAUGAUGUGUCUUCAAUUGAAAGUUCUUCUGAAUCUGAUGUUUAUUCUGAGUCUGACUGUGAUAGCUUUUCUGUUCCUGACUUGCUUAAUGGAAUAGCCUCUAAUUGCAGCUGCAGAGUUAGCUCUUCCACUAAUGACAUCAUCAUUGACAUGAACAAUGAAUCCUUCAUUGGGAAUUCUGAAAACCAUGAUGGGUUUGAUACAAUUUCACAGCUUGGUCUAGCUCCAAUAUUGACAAAGCCAGUGAAGUUUGAUGAUAAGGUCAUUGAAGCUAAUGAGUUGAGAAGUUCAACAGAAUUGGAUGAGCUGCAGGAUGAUCAAUCUUUCUCAAUUGAAAUUAACAAAGAGGAAUGCAGUAGAACUCAAAGGAGGAGAAGAAGUAAUCUUAUAGGGCGAAGGCCCUUCGCUAAUUCCGCAGGCAUAAGGCUUAGAGUCAAUUCUCCAAAACUAGCAAGUAGAAAAAUUCAAGCCUGUGCAAGGAGAAGUGUGUCAUCCACUGGAAGCAAAGGUUCAAGAAAUACAGGUUUUCCAGAUGGGUUUGCUGUUGUUAAGUCCUCAUUUGAUCCACAGAGUGACUUCAGGGAGUCAAUGGUGGAGAUGAUUGUGGAGAACAAUAUCCGGGCAUCAAAAGAUUUGGAGGACUUACUUGCCUGCUAUCUUUCCCUCAAUUCAAGUGAAUACCAUGAUCUCAUUGUUAAAGCAUUUGAGCAAAUUUGGUAUGACAUGGCUCAACUCAGAAUGUAAAGUUCUUGAUAUUAUUCAAUGCAUGUUUAUAGUCUUGUAACUACCACCACUCUUUGCAUCAACUUUUAUUCUGAACUAUCAGGAUUCCAAAUUUCGUAUCAUCAUAUAAAAAGAAUAUUCUCAAGUAUUGACAACCUGAAAUAUGCACGCAACAUUGAAUUUGCGGUUAAGCAUUAUUGAUUUUUUCACUUGCUUUAGAAUUUUUCUAUGGACUGUGACAACAAUCUACACUUUGUGAUUCAAAAUCUCUACUUGGAUUACCUGACGAGUGCAAACUAAUGACAAAAGCACUCACCGAAUUCCCUUGCCACUUCCUUAUCAAGAUUGCCACUAUUUGAGUUGUUUAUGUUCUUCUAUAGUGUCAAAUGUCAAUUAAAUGUUUUUGUUUGAAGAAUUAAGUUUUUAACUAUAUCUUGAUUGAUUAGUAGAAAAACUGACAUGCAAAAACAGCUGGUACAAUCCAGAGCUAAAUGUCAAGUUUUCAAAAUUCUUUGUUGCAACUUGGCCUAG